GUGACAGCCGAGGAAACCCGAGACACUGACCCCGACGGCCGGUGCUGCGCGUGCUGACGUUCCUUGUGUAUCUCAGGAGGUCUUAUAGGAAACUCACCUGGCUGUCGCUGAUGGAGACCAGACAACAAGAGUUGUACUCUAGUGUUCUGAGUGAUGCAGUGGUGGACUGGGGCAGCAUGGGCCCUGGAGAGGAAUGGGUUAACUCAGCCACAAACGAGGGAGAGCAGGGUUUGAGUCAGGGUAUGUUUUACCCCUCUGGCGAAGAAUCGGUUAAAAGGAGCUCAUGUGGCGAAGACUUGGCUCCAGUGGCACAAAAUGGGGAAAAUCUGACAGAAUGGGAUAAAACUUCACCAUCAGGGGAUCAGUGGGGUCAGCCAUGGUCUCAGUCUGACAACUGGGUCAUGUCCACCACUUGGGACAUGCAACUGAACAGCACAGAGAGAGGACACCUCACAGCAGGUUUUCUGGACUCUGAGCCAUUGAGGGAGGCUGAUGAAGAUUUUGUAUCAGAAGUCAACUUAAGCAACCCCAUCAUGACAGACGAGGAGAGAGAGGAGAUUCAGCAAGAAUUAGCUAAACUGGAAGAGGAGAUCAGCACACUGAAGCAGGUUUUGUUGUCCAAAGAGAAGCAGCACGCAGACCUCAAACAGAAACUGGGCAUCACUCCUCUGAGCGAGCUCAAAAACAACUUCAGCAGGGGCUGGCACGACAUGCAGACCUCCACGGCCUAUAAGAAGACAUCAGAGACGCUGUCCACAGCAGGACAGAAGACCUCAGCAGCCUUCACCACACUGGGCAGCGCCAUCACCAGGAAGUUCGGGGACAUGAGCAUGGUUGGUCUAGAGUUACUGUUCCCUCGAAGGUCCAACUCUAUAGGCUACUCUAUCAGACAGUCUAUGAGCAUGCCCACCAUGAGAAACUCUCCCAGCUUCAGGUCUUUUGAGGAGAAAGUUGAGAAUACAGUGUCCACUAUCAAGACAAAGGUUGGUGCUUCGGAGACCGGAGGCAGCUUUGAGGAAGUCCUCUCCUCCGCAGCGAACGCCAGCUCUCAGGACACUCCCACUAACACCUUGACAGACAGCUCUGAGAGGCCGUGUUAGAGCUGCAUCCGCACCAUGAGGCAGGUUUUCAACCAGGAACUCUGAUCACUGCUGUAUGGCAGCACUUAUCUUACUCAAGGCUCUGACUGAAAUGUUACAGAAUGCUUUUAUCUGAUGCAAACAAUCCCAUAUAUGUGAGUAAGUCUCUUAACAAUUGGAAUUUCCUGCAACCCUAAAUGCUUUGAAAGAAAAUUGGCACCAUUUCUUGUUUGGACUAGAUUUGUCCUAAAUAUUCUAAAGCAGCAGCUGUCUACCUUUAUUCUGAAGGAUCAAGACAGCUACCUUUGAUUGUGUAACACCUAUAAGUGGACAUGGUUGAUCUUUUUGUUGAAGGACUCUCCUUCAGUGAGGUGGAUUUAAUCAACCUGCCCUCCAGUGGCCUCCAAACCAUGUUAAACCACAGAUGCUGGAUCAGAUGGGGUUGAAGGGGAGAAGCAGUGAAGCCUUUUGUUAGAAAAUGGUGAAAUGAAAGGAGGAUGAGCAGAAUCCAAGAACCAAAGCCUUGUAUUUCUGGCCUGUAUUUUCUUUCUGUCACUUACUGUAAGUCGAGCGUCUCAUGGUUUGGCUCAUGUAGUUACUUCAUCACGAGUGGAAAAACUCAGCUGUCAAAUCCCAGCUGGAAGUCCUCACACACAAAAUGAGAGGUUAUGAAUUCCUUCUUUGUUAUGUAAAUUCAGCAUAAGUAGAAACAGCCUUGUUGGUGCAGUAUCCAAAGUCUACACCACUAUGACUACUUUCAUACCAAAAAAUACAAAACUACAUCCUUUGGUUAUUAUUAGAAAUAUAUGUGUUUGAUUUAAAAAACAAUUUCAACUACUUAGGACUUUUUACCAAAAUGUUUUAAAAAGAUUGUAUAUAACCCAAGAAGUAUAAAUUAUUUUACACUAAGACAUGAGAUUUUGUUAUGGCCGAUUUGUUAAACACACACGUUGCUGCUGACUGUUUGGGUUGGGGCCUAUUUGAAUGCUGGAUCAUACGCUCACUUAUUCAGUGCAUUUACACUAUAGGACAAACUAGUCUAUAGGAAGACAUGAAACAAUGUUUUUGCCAUGUGCAGUGCAGGUUUCCAUGUGUAAAUGUAAUAAUGGAGUUUAUUUUUGUUUUUCUCUUGACUGCCAAGAAACAGGAAGUCAAACAGAAUCUUAUUUAUCACUUUGGACAAUUAAAUCUGAUGCUGGAGAUUAGAAAAUAAAUAAAAAAUGCCAGAGCUGCACGGCUGUACCUCUGAAAGUGCUGAAGGUAAAAAGAUUUGAAUCUGUAGAGAUCCAGAUAACAUUAAAGUUUACCAUUUAUCCUCGUCACGUCCCCUAAAAACGUAAUGUCUGAGUCAUUUUAGAUAGGAGAUCUGAUGCCUAAUGCUGUGUAACUGAUACGGAAUAUCUAACAUUAAUAUAACAUCAGACUGUAGCAGUAGCUGUAAAACCACCCUGGACUGUAAUGUGAUCCUGAAAUCCAAGACAUGCUGUUACUUACUAAUCUGAUUUUUAGCUUCCUUUUGCAGAACUAACCCUGUUCAAUGCUGAAAGAAAGAAUGGACUUUUUAUUACUUAUCUAUAAAAAGGUUGGUGCCACAAAACAUAAAAAAUCUGUUUUCUUUUUAUCUUUUCAAGAACGGUCUCUGUGUCCGCUGCAUAACUUUGCCAUCAAAGUAAUGUUGUGUUUUUAAUAUAUAAUCUGUUUUGUGUUUCCUUUUUUUUGUCAUAUUGUCUUUCAUGUGAUUUUAUUUUCUUUGCUGUGGUUUGAGAAGAUGCCCUGGAUCAUUUCAUGUUCAGUUCAGUCUGUUCAUGAAAUGUAUUUAUUAAAAUUCAUGUCAUGAAUCGUGUAAUGAAAGAUCUUUUGUAGCAAGAAAAAGUUGCCAGCACUGAUCUUUUACCAAAUAACUAAACUGAUGUCUGUCAUUGGAAAAUAAAUUAUAGUAUAUAUUUUACAUGUGCAUAUUGAGUUGGGUUGAAAUACAAUUGAACUGAACUGAAAAGACCUUUUCACAAAAAACACACCAGAAGGCAAAACUGUGACACUGAAAUAAAAUAACAUUGUGUUUAACGUA
Messenger RNA from Dicentrarchus labrax (European seabass), 3147 nucleotides. RefSeq names its product tpd52 like 1 (gene tpd52l1). Gene Ontology annotation, cellular component: cytoplasm. The transcript has 12 exons. The record is from RefSeq and is a predicted model, not a curated record. Lineage: Eukaryota; Metazoa; Chordata; Actinopteri; Moronidae. Gene Ontology annotation, biological process: positive regulation of apoptotic signaling pathway; positive regulation of MAP kinase activity. The coding region runs from base 111 to 1100 and encodes 329 amino acids.